This is a messenger RNA of Pygoscelis adeliae (Adelie penguin), 1416 nucleotides long. RefSeq names its product ST8 alpha-N-acetyl-neuraminide alpha-2,8-sialyltransferase 5 (gene ST8SIA5). Gene Ontology annotation, biological process: oligosaccharide metabolic process; N-glycan processing. The coding region runs from base 1 to 1416 and encodes 471 amino acids. NCBI's taxonomy places the organism in Eukaryota, Metazoa, Chordata, Aves, Sphenisciformes, Spheniscidae. Gene Ontology annotation, molecular function: alpha-N-acetylneuraminate alpha-2,8-sialyltransferase activity; protein binding. The transcript has 10 exons. The record is from RefSeq and is a predicted model, not a curated record.
AUGGGAUACACUGACCCUUCGUCAAGCAGGGAUUUGUUGGGAAACAGAACUUUGUUCUUCAUAUUCAUCUGCGCCUUUGCCGUGGUCACCUUGCUGCAGCAGAUCCUCUAUGGGAGAAACUAUCUCAAAAGAGGGCUGCAGUUUAGCUGGCAGAAUGGAGAGGAAUUGGCAAAUUGGACCGGCACCUUUAAUUUCACGGAUGACGGAGCAGUGAAGAGUGGCAGUGACACAGGCACCAGGUAUUUUGAGUUUUAUGAAGGGCCUUUGGAGUACAACUCUACCAAAUGCCUGGAAUUACGGCAGGACAUCAUUGAGGUGAAGGUUUUGUCUAUGGUGAAACAAACGGAAUUGUUUGACAGAUGGAAGAGCCUACAGAUGUGCAAAUGGGAGAUGAAUGUCACAGAAGCUAAUUUAUUCAAGUCUACUUUGUCGAGGUGUUGCAAUGCCCCUGCCUUUCUGUUCACCACCCAGAAAAAUACUCCCUUGGGAACUAAACUGAAAUACGAAGUGGAUACUAGUGGAAUCUUCCAUAUCAACCAAGAAAUCUUCAAAAUGUUUCCAAAGGAUAUGCCGUACCACCGCUCCCAGUUUAAGAAAUGUGCAGUGGUUGGGAACGGAGGAAUUCUGAAGAACAGCAGAUGUGGCCGGGAGAUUGACAGUGCAGACUUCGUGUUUCGAUGCAAUUUGCCUCCUAUAUCUGAGAAAUACUUCACGGACGUUGGGGUAAAGACGGAUGUCGUGACUGUCAAUCCCAGUAUAAUUACUGAGAGAUUUCAUAAGCUGGAAAAAUGGAGGAAACCCUUCUACGACGUGCUCCAGGUCUACGAGAACGCUUCCGUGCUGCUGCCAGCUUUCUACAACACUCGCAACACGGACGUCUCAAUCCGGGUCAAAUAUGUCCUGGAUGAUUUUGAAUCUCAGCAAGCUGUUUAUUAUUUUCAUCCCCAGUAUCUCAUCAACGUCUCACGCUACUGGCUCGGCCAAGGGGUGCGGGCCAAGCGGAUUAGCACUGGACUGAUCCUGGUGACUGCUGCCCUGGAGCUCUGUGAAGAAGUCCACCUUUUUGGCUUUUGGGCCUUCCCCAUGAACCCCUCAGGGAUUUUUAUAACUCACCACUACUAUGACAAUGUGAAACCUCGCCCUGGUUUUCACGCUAUGCCCUCAGAAAUCUUCAACUUCCUCCACAUGCACAGCAAGGGGAUCCUGCGGGUUCAUACAGGGACCUUUUAUGAGGUGGUGACAGUGACAGGAGAUGUCCGGGGAGCAGGAACCGACGCCAACGUCUUUGUUACUCUCUUUGGAGAGCUUGGGAUUACUCCCAAGACUCAUCUCACAAGCAAACAUCCCAACGAAGUUAUGAAGCUGAAUACCGUUUCUCUUGAUUUAACAGAGAAGGAAACCGAGGCAAGGAAGUAA